ACUGAAUGUCUAGUGGUGUUGACUUCUAAGGACUUAAACCUUGAUAAAGGUAAUUUGUCAAAAAAGGUUUUGAAAGAAGGUGGUCCUGAUUUGGCAAAAGAAAUAAGAAGCAAGUUUAAGGGGAUAACAUUAGGAAACGGAACAUUUAUUUCAACAAGCCCAGGAAACCUUAAGCACAAAGGAGUGAAAAGGCUAAUAUUUGGUCAUUUACCAAAGUGGUAUAACCAUACAGUGAGAUUGAAGGUUUUGCAGCAGUUUGUUGAAGGCUGUCUGAUAGAAGCUGAUGAACAGGAUUGUAAGUCAAUUGCUUUCCCUGCACUUGGUACUGGUAAUUUAGAAUAUCCUCCAAGAGAUGUAGCUACUGCAAUGUUAGAUGGAAUUGAGAGUUAUACUGAAGAAUCCAUGAUUGCAAAACUUAAAACUGUGUAUAUCACUACAACAGAUGAUGCAAUGUUUCAGAUCCUGGGUAUGGAACAAAAGAACAGAGGUGACCAAAAUACUAGAGGUGAUGGGGACAUAGCAAAUGAUGCAGAAAUUCUGUCUUCAAAUGAUAACAGAAUAAACUACACUGUUGUUAUGGAGCGUCAUCUUCAGACCAAUCCUUCAGGAAAAUUUGUGAAAGUUCAAUUUAUGCUGAGAUUGGAAGCUGGAAGUAUGAAUUGCCCAACACAAUGGCUAUUACUAAUUGGAUGUGGUACCACACAGAAAGACUUGGAAAAGGCU
Ruditapes philippinarum (Manila clam) is the source of this 723-nucleotide messenger RNA. Its product is annotated as protein mono-ADP-ribosyltransferase PARP14-like. The record is from RefSeq and is a predicted model, not a curated record. Gene Ontology annotation, cellular component: nucleus; cytoplasm. The annotation marks the transcript as partial. NCBI's taxonomy places the organism in Eukaryota, Metazoa, Mollusca, Bivalvia, Venerida, Veneridae. The transcript has 5 exons. Gene Ontology annotation, biological process: negative regulation of gene expression. Gene Ontology annotation, molecular function: transcription corepressor activity.